AAGGGAAGAAAAUCAAAAAAUUUGUUUGUUUUUCCAUUUUUAAACCUUUUUCAUAAUACCUCCCAUUAGAUUUGAUAAGAAAAAUAUUUGUACUUUACUCUUAAGGACCUACACCUGUAAACCAUUUUAAGUUUAGAAACCAGCUGGGCUGUUGUACAUUUUGACUGUUCAAAAUUUAGGUAGUACCCUAAAAUGUCAUAUCAUAAACACAGGGGUGUCAGGGGUCGAGGGAAGCUGUACAUGCCCCACAAUGAUCAAAAAGAUUUCCCUUCAAAUCACAAGAGUUAUUCGAACCAUAAUAGUGAUAGGAAGAGAAAUUUUCAAACCAUAUCCAAGCAUGACAAUAAUUGUUGCCGAGAUAUUAGGAUUAAUCUUAAGUUGAGCGAGGAAGAAAUGAGCUUUUUUGAGGAUUUAAAUAAAUUGUUUCAAAUGUUGAAAAAAAGUCCACAAGUGAUAUCGAAGCUGGAUUUAUUUUUCAAUAAUAGUCCAAAUCCCUAUGAACAGUUCCUAAAGCUUCUGUACAACUGUCAAGAUUUUUAUUGUGCAAAAAACAAGUCACUACCCAUGUGCUUAAUAGAGGAGUUCCGGAGAUGGUCUACAAACUAUAGAAAUAAAAUUGGGCACCUCUUGACCACUGAGUUAAAAAUCGAUGCAUUCAAAGUGGUCACCAAACAAAGUUUACCAUCAGUGACAAAACUUGUUUUUGAGAUUUUCGAACUGGCUCAAGAAAGUGAUAUUUUUGUAGAGAUUAUUAAGUGUUUUAUAGAUAGGAAACUAUAUAAAGAGGCCUGCCAAUAUACUGCCAUUUUAGGCCUGCAUAAUAUGUUUUCCAUUCAAGACUUCUUGGUUCCAUUAAUCAUCCAAGAUAAGCCUCAAUGUGCAGAUGAUUUUUUACAUGGUAGCAAAAGGCACCAGGCCGAACUUGUUGAAUUUUUAGAUGGGGUAUUAAGUAAUACAUCAGUAAGGGAAACAAUGGGGCACUAUAUUAAUGAAAAGGAAAUACCAGAUGCCAAAUUUGACAAGAUGCACAGCAAGUCCUGGAAAAAAAUUAUUGUCAGGCUGGUUAAGAUGUUUAAACUGUCCAGUGAUUUGACGCCGAAUUUGAAUCGGCGUAGGAAUGAAGGCGCUUUACAGUUUUUGUUAAGAAAAAGAUUUGUUGAGAAUAGUUUUGGGGAUGAAAGUUGGAAAGAGAUGGUCCAAGAGGCUGUAGGAGAAGAGGACAAACUUAAGAUAGAGCUUAUUGUUGGAGUGGCUCAGUAUGGAGAAUUUGCCGAGGCACUUAGAUGGGCUCAUUUUUACAACAUUGAUAGAAAAGACUGGCCUUAUAAUGUCAGAAUGCUUGAGGAAAACAGGUUACCCCAUACAGAAACCUUUCAAUUGCCUGCAGAAGACUGGGAUGAACCUGCAGAAAACAAAAUUCAAUAUCAUCAGUACUCACGAUCGCCUGAUACGAUAAUUUUGGUGGAUGAACCUCUCAGUUUUGAGAACUUCCUGGAUUCUUUAGAGGGUGUGGACGUGGUUGGAAUAGACUGCGAGUGGAAACCGAGUUUCGGCGGUGGCCACAGCGAAUUAGCCCUAUUACAAAUCGCUUCCAGAAAAUCAGUCUUUGUGAUCGAUAUCGUUAAUUUGGGACACAAAAUGCCUCAUCUUUGGCUUGAACUGGGGAAAUUUUUGUUCAACAAUUGUGAUAUUUUAAAAUUAGGUUUUGGCCUAUCAAGUGAUCUUCACAUGAUUAGGCAAGCGCUGCCUAAUUUGAACUUGAACGCGAAACAAAUAGGGUUUUUAGAUUUGUGUAUGUUGUGGAAACAUGUGGAGAAAUAUCCGAAAAUUGUGCUGCCUUAUGAAGUUAAAACUGGAGGGGCCAGCCUAAGUACUUUAGUACACCACUGUUUGGGACAUCCCUUAGAUAAAUCUGAACAGUUUUCAAACUGGGAAAAACGGCCUUUAAGGCAGUCACAAAUUGAGUAUGCCGGACUGGAUGCAUACUGCCUCAUAGAAGUAUAUGACGUGCUAAAAAAAUGCUUCGAGGACGCAAACUGUCCCUUCGACGACAUCUGUUUCAAUCUAAUACAGCACGAGAAAUCGCCAAAGAAAAAGGCGAAGAAGGGCAGGAAUUUGAAUAAAACAAAACGCGAAGAGAAUAUUACCGCACAACCCCCCAGUCCCCACGCGAAGCAAAUAGAAGCACACGAAUUGAAAAUUGUAUGUGACACAAUGCUACAGGGUUUGGGAAAAAAUCUGAGGAGAUGUGGGGUGGACACUGCCAUUUUAGAAAAUAACCAGGACCAUAAGGAAUGUGUGAAGUAUGCUAUAGAUGAGAAGAGAUAUAUCGUGACCAGGGGUGCUAGUUUUACAAUGUUAAACGGAUACGUACCAUCGGGCCACUGCUACAGAGUAAAAUCAGAUCAAGUGGACGAACAAUUGCAAGAAGUGCUCGACUAUUACAAAGUUAUCGUAACAAAACAGCACGUUUUUAGCAGAUGCAUGGCUUGUAAUGGCAACAGUUUCGCCAAAGUGCCCAAAGAAACGGUUCAGGCGCUGUACGAGAAGUCGGCAGCAUCAAAGUACGGCCCCGAUUUGGACGAUGAAGGAGAUGAGGCCACCGGGUUUACCAGCGAUGAGGAUUUUGACGACGUGGGUUAUGGACUUGGGAAAUCAUCGGGGAGGCCGGAUUAUGGGAGCAGUAGGAAAUGGGAUCUGUAUACCGAUGAACGAAUUGACAUAGGAUUAUGCCAAACACGUUUGGGCGCUCAAAUAGGGAUCAGACAGGUGCCUCCGGCAGUGAUCAACUCCUACGAUUUCUUUUAUAUUUGCGAGGAAUGUGGUAAAGUUUACUAUGACGGCUCCCAUUUCGAACGGGUACUACAGGGAAAGCUCCAAGGGAUCGUGCAUUAAAAUACAUUAAGGAUUCUUUUAUAAGUAAACUUUUUAAUUGUUGAGUUGGUAUUUUAUUAUUAAACUUUUUUGAGAGU
This is a messenger RNA of Anthonomus grandis grandis, 2972 nucleotides long. It is a transcript of the gene Nbr, whose product is annotated as exonuclease mut-7 homolog. NCBI's taxonomy places the organism in Eukaryota, Metazoa, Arthropoda, Insecta, Coleoptera, Curculionidae. The transcript has 14 exons. Bases 193 to 2895 code for a protein of 900 amino acids. Gene Ontology annotation, molecular function: nucleic acid binding; 3'-5' exonuclease activity. The record is from RefSeq and is a predicted model, not a curated record. Gene Ontology annotation, biological process: nucleobase-containing compound metabolic process.